Amphiprion ocellaris (clown anemonefish) is the source of this 6839-nucleotide messenger RNA. It is a transcript of the gene l1cama, whose product is annotated as L1 cell adhesion molecule, paralog a. Gene Ontology annotation, molecular function: protein binding. NCBI's taxonomy places the organism in Eukaryota, Metazoa, Chordata, Actinopteri, Pomacentridae. Gene Ontology annotation, cellular component: plasma membrane; axon. The record is from RefSeq and is a predicted model, not a curated record. The transcript has 29 exons. Bases 372 to 4229 code for a protein of 1285 amino acids. Gene Ontology annotation, biological process: axon guidance; cell-cell adhesion.
UUCUAUCACUGCAGCAUCAGCAGAGAGGGGCACAAUCAAUUUCAUAGAGAAGAGGAAGAAAAGGCAGCACAAGUAGAUAAGGACAAGAGAGUGGAAAAAAGAAAUAAGGGGGAGACGCGAGGAGUUGCCGGAGGAAACUGCGGAGAGGAGACCAGCAGGAGGGCGUGGACCUGAUUUAAAGAGGAGAGCCAGAGGACAGAGGGGAAAAAAGGGAAAAGGCAAGAGGGACCAAAGACAUAUGAGGCAAAGCCGAGGCCUCUUUCAGGAGAAACACUCGGCUGCUCAGUGUGUGACUGUGACUGAGGCUGCCCUCUGAGUGCAUUUUUACUGUACGUGUGCGAGCAGGUGGGACUUGGAUGGGACAGUGAGCAAUGCCUGACACGCAGCGACAGCAGUUUGGCAGUAGGGGGCAGCGCUCCUCCCGCCUCCUCCCCCUUGUCCUCACCCUCCUCUCCCUCGCUGCCCGGCCCAGCCAAGCAGCCAUACACAUACCCUCCAACUACCACAUAAGUGAUCUUAAGGAGCCUCCAAUGAUCACCACACAGCCGGGCUCUGUCACCGUCUUCAGCGUCGAAGACCUCGUCAUGAGCUGCGAAGCCUCCGGCAACCCUCCACCCAUUUUCCGAUGGACCAAGGACGGAAAGGAGUUUGACCCAGGCAGUGACCCAGAGCUGAAGGUUUCGGAGCGCUCUGGCGGAUUCGCAUUCUUCACGCUCAGUAAUACUAUGGACACCCUGAAGCAGUACCAAGGCACAUACGUCUGCUACGCAUCCAAUGAGCUGGGGACAGCCGUAUCUAACGAGGCCAGACUCAGAAUAGACGUGCCCCCCACCCAGCAGAAGGAAAAAAAGAUUCAUGUAAAGUCUGAAGAGGGAAGCAGUAUAGUUCUGAAGUGUAACCCCCCGCAGAGCUCCAUGAAGCCCAACAUUCACUGGAUGGACCGGAAUCUACAUCAUAUCCAGCUUAGUAAGCGAGUGAUGGUGGGGAAGGAUGGCAACCUGUACUUCGCCCAUCUGACCACUGAGGACAGCAGGGACGACUACACCUGUAAUGUCCAGUACCUGGUGACAAGAACCAUUCUGGCAAAAGAACCCAUCAAUCUAACAGUCCAACGCUCCAACUCAGUGCCGCGGAGCAGGAGGCCCCACAUGAUGAGACCGACUGGAAGCCACAGCAGCUACCACGCCCUCAGGGGCCAAGCUGUAGACCUGGAAUGCAUCGUCCAAGGCUUUCCGACUCCUGAAGUGACAUGGCUGAGGAAGGACGGCGAACUGUCAGAAUCCCGGACCGUUAAAGAAAUGUCUGACCGUCGGCUGCAUUUCACUAACAUCUCAGAAAGUGAUGGUGGUGAAUACCAGUGUAUUGCUGAGAACGCUCAAGGAAAGACCACGCACACUUACACGUUGACUGUAGAAGCUGCUCCUUAUUGGACCAAGGAGCCAGUCAGUCAGCUCUAUGCCCCAGGUGAGACUGUCAGACUAGACUGUCAGGCAGACGGCAUCCCCUCUCCUUCCAUCAGCUGGACCAUCAAUGGGAUCCCCCUGUCAGCAACCGAUAAGGACCCCAGACGUACUCUGACACCGGGCGGGUCUCUGAUCCUAGAGGACGUCACCUUUGAAGACACUGCCAUCUACCAGUGUUGGGCCUCCAACAAACAUGGAAGCAUCAUCACCAACACUAAUGUCUUUGUCAUUGAGCUACCUCCUCAGAUUCUUACCGAAGAUGGGAAUGUUUACACAUUUACAGAGGGCCAGAAGGCUUUACUGGACUGCGACACCUUUGGCUCUCCUAAACCUAGAGUCAUAUGGGAGAAAGGCAGCCUCUCCUCUCUUCUGGCAGAUCCCAGAGUUAACCCACUCACCAAUGGUGGGCUCGAGAUCUCUAAUGUCACCCAUGAAGACGCAGGCUUCUACACCUGCUCUGUACAGAACAGCAACAUGUCAGUCACCGCCGAGCUGGAAGUGUUCAACAGGACCGUGAUUCUGUCGCCUCCACAGGCUCUAAAAGUGCAGCCUGGAAGCACAGCAAUCUUCACCUGUCUUUACCACAGCGACGCCAGUUUCAGCAAUCCCCAAAUUCAGUGGAGGAAGAAUGAUCAGAAGCUGUUUGAGUCCCACAGUGACGAAAAAUACACAUUUGAUGGACAAGACCUCAUAAUAGCUAAUGUGGAACAGGACGAUGAGGGCGUGUACUCCUGUCAGGUCAUGACUAAGCUGGACAUGGCUGAAGCUAGCGGCACCCUCACCUUAUGUGAUCGCCCAGACCCUCCUGUCCUCCUCCAGGUCACCGAUCCGAAGCAUCGUGGCGUCACUCUCAGCUGGACUCCUGGAGACGACCACAACAGCCCUGUUCAAGAGUAUGUUGUGGAGUUUGAGGACCAAAGCUUGAAGGAGAGGGGUUGGGAAGAGCUGAAGAGAGUGAGAGGAGACGAGGAGAGUGCUGCCCUCCCCCUGUGGCCCGACAUGUCCUACCGUUUCCGGGUCGUUGCCAUCAAUGAUGUAGGCAAAAGCAACCCCAGCAAGCCAUCUGAAAUCCACAACACAGCUGCUGAAGCUCCAGACAAUAACCCGUCAGAUAUUAGGAGUGAGUCUGCAGAUCCAGACACUCUGGUCAUCACCUGGAAGAAAAUGGACAAACGUGACUUCAAUGGACCUGACUUCAAGUACAGAGUGCUGUGGAGGCGAGUGGUGGGCAGCGGACCUGACUGGCACAUGAACUACACAACAGCACCUCCAUUCAUCGUCAGCGACAUUGGCAACUUCUCUGCCUUUGAGAUCAAAGUCCAGGCCAUCAAUGAGAAAGGGGAGGGACCUGAACCAGACCCUGUCAUUGGCUACUCAGGAGAGGAUGUUCCACUAAAAGCUCCGAUGGAUGUGGGGAUUAUGGAGAUUAACAGCACUGCAAUCAAAGUGACCUGGGCAGCGAUAGACAAAGAGACGGUCAGGGGACACCUGCUGGGAUAUAAGAUCUACUUAACCAGGAAAGGCUCCAGCGGGGGCCACCACAGAGGCCGGAGAGCCAAGGAAUCAGAAAGCACUGUGGUGGUGGAGACCGGCCCCACCGAGGAGAAGAAGGCCAUCAGUGAUCUCAGGCCGUACUCCCACUACGCCCUGGCCAUGACUGUGUACAACAAAAAGGGAGAGGGACCCUCAUCCGAGCCACUGCCCUUCACGACUCCUGAAGGAGUUCCUGGUCCUCCUGCGUCCCUGAUGCUAGAAAGCCCAUCAGAGACAGAGAUGACGCUCCACUGGACGCCUCCCGACCAGCCCAACGGAGUCCUUAUUGGAUAUCUGCUGCAGUACCAACAGAUUAAAGAGACAGAUGACAGCCCCAUGCAGGUAGAGACGAUAGACGACGCCAACGUCUCCCACCUCACCUUGAAGGGCCUCGACCGCCACAGCCACUACCGCUUCUACCUGAGGGGGCGCACCAAGACUGGGGACGGAGAGCCCAUCAUAAAGAAGGGAGCCACCACACUGGAUGGAGGACCUCCUGUCAACAUCAGUGUGUCGGAGGGGGAAACCUCAGUUAACCUCAGCUGGGUCACCAAGAAGAGACACAGAAACAUCAGCUUCCAAAUCCACUACCUCAGAAAGAAUGAUGGCAGUAAAUGGAAGAAGACGGAGAAGGUGAAUUCCUCUCAGUCUUUCUACCAGCUCCAGGGCUUGACUCCUGGCUCUCAAUAUCGCCUUCGCUUCGUCUACCACAACAGCACCUUCUUUGAGAAGGAGAUCAACACAGAAGGAACAGGAGUGACAGAGAUGCAGCCCAGCUUUGCCACUCAGGGCUGGUUCAUCGGUGUGGUGAGCGCCCUCGUGCUCCUGCUGUUGAUACUGCUCAUCCUCUGCUUCAUCAAGAGGAGUAAAGGAGGGAAGUACUCAGUGAAAGAUAAAGAGGAGGGUCCAAUGGACUCGGAAGCUCGGCCGAUGAAGGAUGAAACGUUCGGAGAGUACAGAUCUCUUGAAAGUGAUCUUGAGGAGAAGCGGACAGCCAGCCAGCCGUCCCUGUGCGAGGAGAGCAAGCUGUGCAGCGAAGACAACCUGGACUUCAAUGGCAGCAGUGUCAUAACCACGGAGCUCAACAUGGACGAGUCCCUGGUCAGCCAGAUCAGUCGUCCCAGCGAGGGUCCGGAGGGGUUCCACGGCCUGCCGGAUAACUCCCCGCUCAACCCCACCACCAUCUCCCCAGCCACCAACGGCAUGCCCAACUCAGUCGCCAUCCUCGAUUAACCCCCACAUAUCCACCGGGGAUCAUCAGACCAAAAUAUGUCAACACGUACGUGCCCAUACACCCCUGUUCCCUGCUGACUUGCUGAUCUGUAUGUUACCGACUAAUACACAAUCAUUUAUUGACUAUUCAGAUGCCAUUUGGCAGUCAUCUGAUCGACUGGACUAUUUUGACCAAAGGAGUGUCCAAAGUAGUGGACAAAUAUGAUACAAGUCUGACUGACGUGAACUUGCCCUUCGACCCCCUCUCCAUCCUUUACCUGUGUAGUUUACAAUGAAUCUCAACGGAUACACAUUCAUUUCUCUCCCUUUCUCUCUCUCAGCAAACAAAACUACAUAGGCAGAAUGUUGUACAUUUAGAACUAUCAGGGGUUGGAGGUCGUAUAGAGAUGCAGAGUAGUGCAUUAAAGUGCGAGGAUGAUAGUGGAGCCCAGCAGAGGGAAACAAGUGUUCAAUCUUACAUAUUUAUCAUGUCUGACAUCAUUUCACACAUGAUUUUCUACGUCCAAUGCCAUUUGAUGUCUCAGAUUGUACUUGCCAGUGACAUUUUUUUUUCACAUUUUUUUAACAACUGUGUUUGAAUAUAAGACACCAUUUUUUGUUAUCUGCCAUUGUUAUAUCUAUCAUUUUUUACAUAUUGUUUUUUACACUCUUUGUAUGAAAUAUUUGACAUCUUUUUAUUGACACAUUUCAUAGAUCAAGAUGUUUUCAAUGAAAUUAAGUGAAGCCAAGUUUCUUACUAUAGAUAACAUUGGAUGCAUUAAGGGGAACUUGCUGUGAAAAUGCUGAGUAGCAUCUGGUGUAUAUAGCUGCAUCUACAUCUAUCUAUUUAGCCAUAAUACAGUAUUAUAGAUACGUACAUGCUCCUUAUAAGUUCCUGUGCCUGCUGGAUCUGCAUAAAGCACCAGAUUGAUGUCAUUACUCUGUCGCAUUCCCUCCAGAAGUGUAAUGUCAUUAUUGGAAAUGAAACUGUAAUUUCUUUUGUGUCAAGACGUAUGUGUAGCUUUCUGUAUCUGUCUUUGUCUCUUUCUACACUGUAUUAAAACAUUGUUGUCUCUAAUUAACAAUCUUUUCAUACCUGUCCAUCUCAUACAACACAAACUGACUGAGGAGCAGUAUUUAUGUAUAUUUACAGAUUAGAGAGUGAAGUCUUGAGGGCAAACACUCUCUCAAGUUUUAUUUUCAGACCCAUCAAUGCAAGUGGAUAUUGUAGACAUGCGUAAUGAUUGCCAGUUGAUGUAUGAUAAAGGUAAACAGUUGGCAUUUGUAUCAAACGCAGAGAAUGUAUUGUUUUCAGGGCCAGGCAGACAGUGUAUCGACACGCUACCUAUGAAAAGAAACAUCUGAAUUACAAGGUACUGAAGAGAUAAGAGUUAGAUGGACAACUUUUUUUGUUUCUCCCACUGAAUGUAAAUACAACCCUUAAAGUACCAUGUUUGAUAUAAAAAAUGUGAAAAAUGUUCAGGUUGAAAACCACCUAAUUUUAAAAUGUCGCAAGUUGUAAUAUUUCUUCUUCUGUACUCUUGCUAUGAAAUCAGACUUUUGUUUUUUUUGACAAAUGAUUGCAGUGAGAUUUGGGUGUAGCAAAAAUAGCUCAUAGUUGAAGAACAAAAAAAAAGCUUAAAAAGGAAAAAAAAUCCACUUUGUUCUGUGAAUGUUUGCAAACAUAUCAAAAAAUUUGAAAAUCAAAAAAUUGUACAUUAGUGUCAUUUAGUGAAAGUAGUUGCAUUUCAAUGAAAGCUAAGGUUCAUGCCCAUAAUCCAUCCAGCAAUGUGUUGCAGUGCAGUGAAUAUCUGUGGAGUUUUGGUCUGAUGCAGUCAUGCAGGGCAGGAAUGCAGCAUACCACAGGGAGCACCUAUAUGCGAUGCUCUCCCUACUCAAAUAAAAGCUUGCCACUGGGCAAACAUCCGCUGACAGUCCCUGAGGCGGUGCAUGGGAUGUCUAAAGAGGCUGGUGCCACUGACGGAGGCGUAUGUCAGGUCCCUGUUGUUGGCUAAACAGACACACUCAGGACAAAUAAAACUUUUAAGAAAAUCUAUUUUCCUACAGGAGCAAUGAAUGACACAAAAUAUGCCAAUAUUCUAACUCAACUAUCUGCUGCUAAACAUCUGUGUUUGUCAGUGUUGGGGGCAAAUGUUAGCUUUGAAUGAGGAAUGAGUGUACACACACAGAUACUCACUCGACUGCUACUCACUCUUUGCUUUUCAUGUUUCGAGGGGAAACCUGAGGACACUGGCCUUUGCUUUUCCGCUAUUGUUAUUUUUUCUUUUCUUUUUUUAUAGUUAAAAGAUUAAAAAAAAUCUAUGAAAAAUGAAUUGGUGUGUUUACAAUAAGCUUCUCCAGAACUCAAAAGCAGACAGAUUAAAUAACAAUGCCUGAGCGGGAGGGAGAGAAAAUAGGCGAGGAAAGGAAGAGGUUGGGAGUGUUUGCCACUGCCAGGGCGAGGUGGUGUGUUGGGUGCACUAUCAGCACAAUGAUGUUGCCUACAUGUAUCAUGGGUGAACGACGGGAGUUGGGUUGUACCACAUAUGGGGCCAAUGUAACUGUAACUGCAUUAUGAAUCUACCACUGUAACUGGAUAUAUGACUGAAAAAUAAAGUACAUGGAACAAUC